UUUAUACUACUGCCCAGUGACCUACUUUUGAAACCACUCAGCAAGAAAUAUGUGUCCCCAAAGGCAGGCCCCAUACCCUGGCAGAGGCUGGAACCACCUGUGCAGUCAGGCCAGUCACAAGAUACGGAUUUCUGCUUUUUCAGCCCUGCGCAAUGGGACUAUGCCAGGCCCUGACAGAAACACUUUGUGUCCUUCAGGGAAAGGGCCAGCGAGGUACUGCAGGGACUCUAGAGGCCAACAGAAGGCUGACACCAGAGUAACCGCUUCACCGCACCUCCAGAUCCAUCCGCGCUCCCAAAAAUUUGGGGAUUCUUGAGGAGCUGGGGCCUAAGGCGAAGAGCCCGGGACCCCCCUCGCUAAUGUAAGGGGGACAGCCGAGGAACAACGGCGGGUGCUUCGAUCAACAGGGGUCUUUUGCUUGGGACUAUUUUGAGAGGCGGAUGGACACGUCAGCGUUCGGGGGCGGGGCCUGCCUGACAGGAACUGCAUAAAUACGGGCAGGGGUGCGUCACCGCGCAGAUCACAGCUGGAGAGAAAAAGGAACUGAGUUCGGAGGGAGCGGCGCUCAGGGCCGGAGACUUCAACAUGCAGAUCUUUGUGAAGACCCUGACUGGCAAGACCAUCACUCUUGAGGUUGAGCCCAGCGAUACCAUUGAGAAUGUGAAGGCCAAGAUCCAGGACAAGGAAGGCAUUCCUCCUGACCAGCAGAGGCUGAUCUUCGCUGGCAAGCAGCUGGAAGACGGGCGCACCCUGUCUGACUACAACAUCCAGAAAGAAUCCACCUUGCACCUUGUGCUGCGCCUGAGGGGUGGCAUGCAGAUCUUUGUGAAGACGCUGACUGGCAAGACCAUCACCCUUGAGGUUGAGCCCAGCGAUACCAUUGAGAAUGUGAAGGCCAAGAUCCAGGACAAGGAAGGCAUUCCUCCUGACCAACAGAGGCUGAUCUUUGCUGGCAAGCAGCUGGAAGACGGGCGCACCCUGUCUGACUACAACAUCCAGAAGGAGUCCACCUUGCACCUUGUGCUGCGCCUGAGGGGUGGCAUGCAGAUCUUUGUGAAGACGCUGACUGGCAAGACCAUCACCCUUGAGGUUGAGCCCAGCGAUACCAUUGAGAAUGUGAAGGCCAAGAUCCAGGACAAGGAAGGCAUUCCUCCUGACCAACAGAGGCUGAUCUUUGCUGGCAAGCAGCUGGAAGACGGGCGCACCCUGUCUGACUACAACAUCCAGAAGGAGUCCACCCUACACCUUGUGCUGCGCCUGAGGGGUGGCAUGCAGAUCUUUGUGAAGACCCUGACAGGCAAGACCAUCACUCUUGAGGUUGAGCCCAGCGAUACCAUUGAGAAUGUGAAGGCCAAGAUCCAGGACAAGGAAGGCAUUCCUCCUGACCAGCAGAGGCUGAUCUUCGCUGGCAAGCAGCUGGAAGACGGGCGCACCCUGUCUGACUACAACAUCCAGAAGGAGUCCACCCUACACCUUGUGCUGCGCCUGAGGGGUGGCAUGCAGAUCUUUGUGAAGACGCUGACUGGCAAGACCAUCACCCUUGAGGUUGAGCCUAGUGACACCAUUGAGAAUGUGAAGGCCAAGAUCCAGGACAAGGAAGGCAUUCCUCCUGACCAGCAGAGGCUGAUCUUCGCUGGCAAGCAGCUGGAAGACGGGCGCACCCUGUCUGACUACAACAUCCAGAAAGAAUCCACCUUGCACCUUGUGCUGCGCCUGAGGGGUGGCAUGCAGAUCUUUGUGAAGACCCUGACUGGCAAGACCAUCACCCUUGAGGUUGAGCCCAGCGAUACCAUUGAGAAUGUGAAGGCCAAGAUCCAGGACAAGGAAGGCAUUCCUCCUGACCAGCAGAGGCUGAUCUUCGCUGGCAAGCAGCUGGAAGACGGGCGCACCCUGUCUGACUACAACAUCCAGAAGGAGUCCACCUUGCACCUUGUGCUGCGCCUGAGGGGUGGCUGUUAGUCACUGUGCAUCUUGCUUGAUGAGAUUGCUGAUAGCACUUGUGUUUGCACUGUAGUCCUUCUAAUGUCUUAAAUUAAAUGCAAAGUUAAUGCAAGCUUAAGUAACUGCUGAACUGUGUUGUAAUGCUAAUAAAGUUUUCUGUUGCACAUCACAA
Molecule: messenger RNA, 2113 nt
Organism: Cygnus atratus (black swan)
Lineage: Eukaryota; Metazoa; Chordata; Aves; Anseriformes; Anatidae
Gene: UBB
Product: ubiquitin B
Exons: 4
Coding region: 586-1959 (457 amino acids)
Biological process (GO): protein ubiquitination; modification-dependent protein catabolic process
Cellular component (GO): nucleus; cytoplasm
Molecular function (GO): protein tag activity; ubiquitin protein ligase binding
Source: RefSeq, a predicted model, not a curated record